CCCCCCGCGCCUGUCCCCCUCUCCUUCGAAGCAAUUGACGACCUCAUCUACUCCGCGCGCCUCGGCGACAUCCCCUCUCUCAAAUCCGACAUCACCAAAUAUAGCACAGAACAUAACGUCCCGGCCUCCUCGAUAAUCCGGUCUGCGCUCGACACCGAGCCCGAAAGCGAUGGCGGGACGGGCGCUUGCUUGCUCCAUUGGCCGGCUGCGAAUGGGAAUGUUGAACUGUUAAACUAUCUCCUCUCCGUUCUCGGCGAGGAGUCAACAGAAUUAGCAUCAUUCCUGAAUUAUCGGAAUUACACUGGCAACACGCCGCUGCAUUGGGCGGCGUUGAAUACGCAUUUGGACUGCGUCAAGGCGCUUGUUGGAGCGGGCGCGGAUAUCGGAAUUAAGAAUGACGCGGGGCAUGAUGCGCUGUUUCUUGCGGAGCGGGCGGAUUGGUCGGCGGACGAUGAUCAGGAUGAUGGUGAUGAGGAGGAGGAGAUUGAGGUGACCGCGAAUGGGAAUGGGAAUGUGGAUGGAGAGAAGAAGGAGGAUGAAGCGCCGCCGACGAAAGCAAGGUUGGUGGUUGAGUGGCUUUUGGGCUGUGAGAAGGGCGCUGGGUUUGAGGCGCCGGUGGAGAGGAGGGAUGGCGAGGGUGGUGAGGCGAUGGAGGAGUAA
Talaromyces proteolyticus is the source of this 660-nucleotide messenger RNA. RefSeq names its product ankyrin repeat-containing domain protein. The annotation marks the transcript as partial. Gene Ontology annotation, molecular function: protein binding. The record is from RefSeq and is a predicted model, not a curated record. Lineage: Eukaryota; Fungi; Ascomycota; Eurotiomycetes; Eurotiales; Trichocomaceae. The transcript is spliced from 2 exons.